UACAGAGAGAAACGGUGGAACAUUCACUGAACCGAAGGAUGUAAAGAGUAGAGAAAACUGGAGAGUUUAUCAUGAUUUAACUCAAAAAGGGUCUAUAGUUUCUUCUUGUCCAGUUGGUACUGUCUUGUUUCUUGUUUUUUUUUUUGUUUUGGAUUGAGAUGAUGGAUGGUGAUCAAGAUAACACUCUCCAACAUGGCUCCCGACAAGAUAUUUCUCCUGCUACUAUGAAUGGAGUUUCUGCUGAGACUACUGAAGAGAUAUCACCAAGCCAACAUGAAAGAUGGAGAGACCUUGUGUUUGAUAUACAGCUGAGAGCACAAGAAGACGCUCAUGACGAUUUCUUGAGAGCCAAUGAAUCCUUCCCUCCUUAUACUCCAAGUCCUGCGUCCAAAAGGUUCAACUUCUCUCCCAUGGCAAGUCCUAGAAUCGGGAGACGCGUUGGUUCCAUGAGUCCUUCCUCCUCAAGAAGGACUACUCUCAAGAAUGUCUUUAACUUCAAAGGGCAGAACAACAAUGCAGAUAUUGAGGAAGGUGUGGCAUUGGUGUAUGAGGGCAGAGAUAAGUAUAAUAUUCCAAGAACAUGGUCUCUCACUAAUAUCUUAACUCCUAAAAGAUCCAAGAAGACAGAGUCUUUACCUGUUACCCCUUUAGCUCAUUAAAAUCCUGAGUCCAUGCAUGGGAGAUAUGCAGUUGAUCGAGUUACAUCCAUGAAAAGAGAGCGGACACUGCCUAUUCGCCGCACACGUUCUGUCCCAACGCUCAUCGACAAAUAUGGCAAUGUGAAGCCCGUAGGGGUUUUCCGUGUGAUUCCUACUCCUUCUCGUGUGGAUACAGAGAGUCUAGAGUUGAUGCAUGAACGUCACGAUGGUGGAGAAGAUGUUUCUGAAGAGGAAGCUGUGUGCAGAAUCUGCAUGGUUGAGUUAGGACAAGAUUCAGAAGCUUUCAAGAUGGAAUGCAUGUGCAAAGGAGAACUAGCUCUUGCCCACAAAGACUGCACUAUCAAAUGGUUCACAAUCAAAGGGAACAUAACAUGUGAUGUGUGCAAGCAAGAGGUGAAAAAUCUCCCUGUGACACUUCUCCGUGUGGAAGAUGAUUCUCAGGACCUGUCUAGUGGAGCAGAGCAUACAGAGAGUAACCAAGGGAAAGAUGUGCCGAUUCUUGUCACGGUUAGCAUGCUUGCAUACUUCUGUUUCCUUGAGCAGCUUCUGGUGAUGGAUAUGAAAUCGAGUGCCGUUGCAGUAGCUUUAACAUUCGCUUGCAUUAUUGGUCUUCUUGGAUCAGCGACAUCCACAACAAUGGGUAAUAAUAUUUAAGAGUUCUUGAACUCUUUUUUCGAAAUUAAUAUUGUUAUUCAUUAACCUUUGAAAAGAUGAUUUUUGGUGCAUGCAGUGAAGGGGAAGUAUGUGUGGAUCUUUGCAACCAUUCAGUACAGUAUCGUGGUCCUUUUCGGUCAUGUUUUCUACUCAAAAUUUGAUGUAAUGUCUCAUUCAGAUAGUUUUUUUCUCUUUUUUUUAAAGUGACCUUGUUAAAAGCUUUGGUUCUCACAAACUCUCAUUAACUGGUAUGGUAGCAGCCGGUUACGUGCAUUGUCAUAGCCACUGUGGUCGGAUUUGGACUCACCAUGUCCGGCGCAGCAGUUAUUACCAUGUUUAUGGAAUGGAGGAGAAGCCAUGCUCAUCACCAGCCAGCAAUCACUCAGGUGGCUACACCACCGUUUCAGACAAUAGAGUAGGAGAUUCUAAAUGAGAUUGAAAACUAUAAACUUUUGUUGUAAGUUGAGACUGUGCUAUCAUGUGUUAUAUUUGUUUUGAUUCUAAAUGAGAUGAACGUUAGUGUAUGAAAGUUUGGAUAUUUCACACAUUUGUUAGACAAAAUUUAAGGUGAAAAUACAUUAAACGAUGGUUAAAUACUAAUAAUAUAUUCAGUAAAUAAUUAUGAAUAAUUAUAUAAUACCCUGUAGUCAGAAUUCAAAAUACACGUUUCGCGGUCUGUUGUGACUUCCUCGUAUAACAGAGAAAGGACUCCACUUUUGAACCCUCUAAAAUACAUGUUUAUUCCAAACAAGUUUUAAUAGUGGUUUUUUACUUUUAAUGUUUAUUAAAUAGUUAUCUUUUGAGAAACUCACACGUACGUAAACGGGAUCGUACGUCGGUCCAUGCAAAUAACUAGUCACUCACGUAAUCGUUAAGUGUACGUUUCAUAUUAGUUAUGAGGUUUUUGCCAUAUUUGUUCGGCUAAUUAUGUUGUGUACAUAAUCAUAUAUAUAUACACAUCACACGUAAGAAAAUCCUUUAUAUACGUAUAGUUCUUUCAUUAAAGCAUUCACUAAAUCAUAUCAUACGUAUGUUUCUCUCAGCUAUGAUAUAUGCAUAUGAUUAAGGGAAUUGAUCAGUAGAAGACAUGAAUGGUUACGAUUAGCCUAAUCUGCCCCCACUAGCUUUUGAUUAGUGUUAAAUAAUCCAAACAACUGUAUUCACGAAGGAGCCGAUCGAUAACAUUACAAUCAAUUAAUCAUUUCUGGUCAUGACUAUCCCGAACGAGUGAUUUUUAGCAGAAGAAAAAACUAUAAUUGUUGGUUGCUAUAUCAUCAGCAUUGGAUCAUACUCACUAGAAGAUUCUAACAGAUUGAAAGUGACAAUGUUCUGCAUUAAGUAGGUUGUUAAAGUAUACAAACGCAGUACAUACACCAUACACCGAACACGACUACCAUAUGCAUGCUUUUCUCAUAGACAUGACUCAGCCUUGCAAAAAGGGAAAAAAGAAGAUGUUUUAUCGUGAUGAAAGCUGUGCUUUCUUGCAAAACAUGCUUUGCUCCUCGUUAAAUAAGUAAAUUCACUUCAAAUUUCAUUAGAUACCAACAAACAACCAAAACAAACACAAAAGAAAAAUACAAUUUCUCUCUGUUUUUUCUGUCAUGGCUGCUGAUAAACUCGGAGAUGAAUGGAUCAGCCUAGUAAUCUACAUCAGCAUUCCAUUGUGUUGCUUUCUGCUUACUGUAGCAUUCCAAUGCUGCUGUAACAGCCAGGACCGUAGGGUUCACCCUGCUCCCCCAGAGGAUGAAGAAGAAGAAGGCCAUAUUUAACACAGGUUCUUCAGGUCCUUAGAUCCAUUACAUACAAUAUAUAUAAUAAUACUCUUAUGUAUUGGACCGAUAUGCUUACCGAAAGUGAAGGAUAUAGAGAUAUCUGAACCAGAGUCGACACCGAGAAGAGCUGGAGCGGAUUAAUUGGGCUUUAAGCGCUCAAAUGCAUCAGUGGUCCGAUCUUUUUAGUAUAUUUUCUUAGGAGCCCAAGUUUGUCAAACUAUAGUAUCUUUAUUAAUAUGUAUUGGAAUGUCAAUCUAGCCUUAUUACCCAAACAAGGUUUGAAACUUUGAACACAUGGUUGCACGUGUGGCUGCGCGACCAAGUAAUUUUGAAAAAGUCAGAAUGUCCUUAUAAGUAUAUGAAUUUUGUCUUUUAUUAACAAAAUAAGUUGUUAAAUUUCUUUUCAAGAUUGUUGACAUGGUUAUUUUUUUUCUAACUUGUUGGCAUGGUUAUAUCAACUUAGGCUGGAAGAAUUAAAAUCUAAAAAAUUAUGUAUUCACAAAAAAAAUAGAUUUUGUGGGGAAUUUGGCUGCUUAUACAUAUAUAUAUAUAUAUAAACCAAUAGAUACAGACUAUAUGAGUAAAAUAAAGAAAUAAAUAAGUAUAACCGAACUUUUUAAAAGAAAAGUUAAUAGUGGGAGAUU
Molecule: messenger RNA, 3729 nt
Organism: Brassica rapa (field mustard)
Lineage: Eukaryota; Viridiplantae; Streptophyta; Magnoliopsida; Brassicales; Brassicaceae
Product: probable E3 ubiquitin-protein ligase MARCH10
Molecular function (GO): zinc ion binding
Source: RefSeq, a predicted model, not a curated record